Molecule: messenger RNA, 1875 nt
Organism: Culicoides brevitarsis
Lineage: Eukaryota; Metazoa; Arthropoda; Insecta; Diptera; Ceratopogonidae
Product: probable cytochrome P450 9f2
Exons: 3
Coding region: 77-1675 (532 amino acids)
Molecular function (GO): monooxygenase activity; heme binding; iron ion binding
Source: RefSeq, a predicted model, not a curated record
AAACAACAAACAAUUAAUAACCAUACAUGUAUAAAACGAAGUCUCUUCCCACAUUUAAUUCAGUAUCUCGUCAAUCAUGAACCUGUUAGGUUCACUUUUUACUUUUGUGUUAUCUCUGCCCGGCGUACUUGUCGUCACUGCACUCACCGUCUUAUACUAUUGGCGAAUUUGGCAUAAUGGAAUCUUUAAACGUCGCGGAAUUGCACACAGAACGCCAAGUAUUUGGUUUGGGCACGUAAAUGACUUGAUGUUGCGAAAAGUUACCUUUUUCGAGUCGUUUCGAAAGAAUUAUUUCGAUAUGCAAGACGAAAGUGUUUCGGGUUUUAUGCAAAUUGUGACACCUAUGUUAAUUGUGCGCGAUGUCGAACUGAUAAGAGAGAUAACUGUGAAGAAAUUUGAUCAUUUUUUGAAUCACGUAUUGAGCGAAGUACCUGAUGUUGACAAACUUUUUUCCAAAUCUUUGUUCACGAUGAAAGAUCAAAAAUGGAAAGUGACAAGAAACAUGAUUUCGCCGGCUUUUACGGGCUCAAAGAUGAGAACGAUGUUUAAAUUGAUGCACGAUUGCGCCCUUGGAACAGUUGAAUCGCUCAAGGAACAAGCGAAAGGCACAGAAGUGACAAUUGAGAUCAAAGAUUUGUUCAACAGAUACUGCAAUGAUACAAUUGCAACAACAAUUUUCGGUUUAGAAGUCAAUUCCAUCAAAGAAAAAGAGAAUGAAUUCUUUUUAAUGGGCAAAAAACUAACGACAUUUGAUUCCGUAGCAUCUAUGAAAUUCUUUUUCAUCUUUAUUGUACCAAAAUUAUUCAAAUUAUUCAGAAUUAAUUUGCUCGACAUCAAAGCUUCCAAUUAUUUUAUCGAUUUAGUUAAAGACACGAUCCAAUAUCGCAUCGAUAAUAAUAUUGUGCGACCCGAUAUGAUCAAUAUGUAUAUUGAAAAUCAAAAAGGCGUUCAAAGUACUGAUAAGGAACUCGAUAAUGAGUAUGUAGUCAAGGGCGACGAUACAGAAGAGAUCAUUUCGAAAAAAUGGGAUUUGGAUGAAUUUGUUACUCAGUGCGUCGUUUUCUUUUUCGCGGGCUUCGAAACAGCUGCUACAUGGUUCAUGUUUAUGGCAUACGAACUCGCUCUAAACCAAGAAGUUCAGGAUAAGUUACUGGCCGAAAUUGACGAAGCAAAUAAACUUCAUGGCGACAAACCCAUCACGUAUGAAUAUCUCCAAAGUAUGAAAUACUUUGACUGCGUAGUUCAAGAAACACUUCGUUUGUGGCCCGUUAACAUCGCAAACGAUCGUCGUUGUACGAAAGACUGCACUCUCGUCGACUCAAAAGGCAAAGCGCACGAAUUCAAAGAAGGAGAUUUCAUUAGUUUACCCGUUAUUGGAUUGCAACGAGAUCCAAAAUAUUACGAAGACGCAGAUAAAUUCGUGCCGGAGAGAUGGUUGCCCGAAAACAAAGACAAAAUUAAUCCCUAUACAUUUUUGACGUUCGGUAUUGGGCCAAGAAUGUGCAUCGGAAAUCGUUUCGUCAUGAUGGAGGGAAAAUGUAUCUUUUACAAUCUCUUGAGCAAAUUUAGAAUUGAGAGAAGUGAAAAAACGCAAGUUCCCGUGCAAUUUAAGAAAAACACAUUUGCAAUGAUCCCCGAAAAAGGAAUGUGGCUUAAAUUAUCUUUACGGAAUUGAUUUCAAAUUCGAGUAUUACAAAAGUUUAAGCGAUAAUUUAGAUAUUAAGCUUAUGAAUUGAAAACGUGAAUAUUGAUUGUCAAGGUCGUUUCGUGUAUAUUUUACAACCAAAGUAUUAUGUGUAUAAUUAUGGUUCGUUCUGAAAACGUGACCAAAAGAAAUUUGCAUAUAAAUUUGCUUUUUGUUCUUUUUUUCGUGUA